UGCUUUAGAAAACCGGUUGUUUCUUCUCUUGCAACGAACCAUACCCAGCCCAUACAACACCCCCGCGCUGACCAGAAUGGAAUUCAAUAUCAUCAUAGUGCUGAUCUCGUUCCUUAUCGGAGCUGCCUUCGCUUCACCAUUGGCGAAACGUAACAGAACUGAAGGACUGAGCGAAAGGCUCAAAGGCACCGACUUCUCUCGCCCCGAGCCUGUUAAUUGUUAUAGAAAUGAUCCCAGGUUUGCUCUUGGACCUAGUCUGUUUGCAGCUCCAGCGAUCAGAAACAGCUCAUUUGUGGCUAGGCGCAUCAUACAAAAGAGACCAGAUACAGGAGAAUACGAGUCGAAGUUUUACUAUAUUUGCCAGUCUGGCAACAAGACCGAACAGGAGUAUAAGCUCCCAAAACCUGACGACAGCAUAGACGUCUCGCUUGACAAGAUGGAAUAUUCUGAGCAUGAGGAGAAGACCUUGGCCGAGGUGCUUCUCGAAAGCCUCAACAAAAACCUGGAAGAGUCCGUGAAAGAAAACCACACCGGUCAUACUCCAAUUAUCGAAAACCCCAAGAUGAUGCCAUACGUAUGGCAUGACUCCCUUAAGUUACACACCAAAGAAGAUAAAGACGAGGACAAGGACAACGAGGAAGACGACAGCCAGAGUGAGAGCGAGAGCGACAGCGACGACGAAGAAGAUGCAAAAAAAGGAUUUAAGAAAGCAUUCAGAAUGAUAAAGAAGCGAGACGACGAGAAGGAGGAGGAGGAGGAGGAGGAGGAGCAGAAGAAGAAGAAGAAGAAGAAGAAGAAGAAGAAGAAGAAGAAGAAGAAGAAGAAGAAGAAGAAGAAGAAGAAGAAGAAGAAGAAGAAGAAGAAGAAGAAGAAGAAGAAGAAGAAGAAGAAGAAGAAGAAGAAGAAGAAGAAGAAGCCAUAUCUAUGGCCUGAACACGACAGACCAAAGAUCUCCAAGGAUGGGAAGUUCAGUUACUUGUACUCCAGUGAGGGAAAGCAAUAUGCUGUUGCAACUCCCCAGCAUCUUGCCAAUGAGACUGAUCGCCACGAGAAGGCCCAGCAAGACAAGGACCAGAAGUUGGAAAUUAUUCAACACGAGCUUCAGAAGGAAAUGGACGCAAAACUACAGCAGGAGCACAGUAGAUUGAAGCACGAGAACGAGAUGAAGUUCAAUGCGUCAAAGCCCGAAAAGGACGAACAAAUUGCUCGUAUCUAGUUGUUCUAAUCAGCUAACUAUAGGUUGGGAGUUAGCACGGCGAAUAUACCCGUAUUCUAUUGACAUAGAAGGCUAUUCAUGUUGAUUUCGUCCCUAAGGUAGUUCAGUUUCAUAUUCUCAACAGAACACAGGAGAGAUUUCACCAACGUCCC
Fusarium verticillioides 7600 is the source of this 1368-nucleotide messenger RNA. RefSeq lists its product as hypothetical. The record is from RefSeq and is a predicted model, not a curated record. NCBI's taxonomy places the organism in Eukaryota, Fungi, Ascomycota, Sordariomycetes, Hypocreales, Nectriaceae. The coding region runs from base 77 to 1216 and encodes 379 amino acids. The transcript is spliced from 2 exons.